This is a messenger RNA of Tricharina praecox, 470 nucleotides long. RefSeq lists its product as uncharacterized. The coding region runs from base 117 to 449 and encodes 110 amino acids. The transcript has a single exon. The record is from RefSeq and is a predicted model, not a curated record. Lineage: Eukaryota; Fungi; Ascomycota; Pezizomycetes; Pezizales; Pyronemataceae.
CAAGCGAAGGCUCCUCCUACUCCGAGUCUCCGCCGGUCUAACCCCGCUUUUUAUUUUGAUCCAUAGUUAUUCGCGAGCUAACCCCAGACUCCUUAUCUACCCGGUCACACCGUCAUAUGACCAUGUUAUUGUCCUCCCGAGUCCCCAAUGCCCAUCCCCUCCCCCUUCUCACCGUGGUCAACAACCUUUCGCUGGUCCCGCUGACUCAUUCUCAUCACGUGACCAUCGAUCACUCGGUGUCGUCAUCGUCUACGGAGAAUUCCGGCCUCCUCGUGCAGUUGUGCACCCCUCACAAGUUACAAAUCGUCCAUAAAAAUAGUUGUCUAACGGACCACGGUCGAGAGGGCCGUAUGCAUCCGAGCGGGUGGGAUGGUGGGGUUGCUGUUUUACCGUAUGAUAGGCUGGGGUGCCGGCGCGGCUGCGAGUUUUCUGGCCUCUGGGACCCAUGAUAAUUGAUUCACAUCCCCGGG